Pseudoliparis swirei is the source of this 5560-nucleotide messenger RNA. RefSeq names its product guanylate cyclase 2F, retinal (gene gucy2f). Gene Ontology annotation, biological process: protein phosphorylation; receptor guanylyl cyclase signaling pathway; cGMP biosynthetic process. The record is from RefSeq and is a predicted model, not a curated record. Gene Ontology annotation, molecular function: ATP binding; protein kinase activity; peptide receptor activity. The coding region runs from base 676 to 4176 and encodes 1166 amino acids. The transcript is spliced from 19 exons. Lineage: Eukaryota; Metazoa; Chordata; Actinopteri; Perciformes; Liparidae.
UUUUUCUUUCUAUAUUUUUCAUGACAUUGACUUUUGGAAACCAUCAUAAACUUUAUUAAUACUUGGUAUUUUGUGACUAUACUUAUACAGUAACUGGUGGGCGAGAGGUCCUGUAGCCUCUCCAGUGGAUGCUUUUAGAGUAGACUAAGGCCGCCUGUCAAUCCUCUUAUUUGUGCCUCUCUGAAAAUGGAUUAGACGGUAACACCUAUACGUUGUGCCCCGGGUCACUUUGGAGGGAUUUGAUUGAAUGGGCCUGUAGCUGACACUGGCCUCCUAUAUUCAUAAUACAUCAAUCAAACACUCUUCCAAUUUUCAUUUUUGAAGAAGGGUUGCUCACAUUUUUGUAUUUUUAAAAAACUAUUUAUUUGGACUACAUUGAGGCCAGGCGUAAUUUUCCUCGAUCCUUUCUCCGGACAUGCAUCCCGUGAACACAAGUGUGUUUGUGGAAACGCACGGGAGCCUUCAGAGGCGCUGACUGCGGGACGUAAGUAGCUCUCCAGGGUGCUGAAGUCCUCUCCAAAAACACGACCGACGCAGCAGCAGCGCACGAGCUCUCUCUCUCUCUCUCCAGCCUUGUCACUUUCAGCCCGGUAAUCCAAACACGAUGACUUGGCUGCGUCUGCGCCGGGGCGACACCGCUGAUCCUCGGGGGUGAAGAGCGACGGUUCUCGGGACAUGGUGCAGGCGACGGUUCAUGUUGGGAUACAGAAAAAAAAGUGGAUCCGAGAGGACUCGUGUGAGAUUGUCUCAUCGGACCCCGAAGCUGUCCUGACAUGGCACCGAAUAAACGGUGCCAGGGGUCUGAUUGAUAGUUCAAUAGGGAACACAACUAUCCGCCGCCUUGGACGCCCUGGGAGGACAAUGCAACAUAUUCAUCCGCAUUUCAGAGGGGCGCUAUGGGAGUCACACCAUCCAUGUUUGCCCAUAAUUAGAAGCAGACCAAAUCCAACGACACUGCCCUUUUACAACUCCCUGCUAUGGGUCCUCGUCGGAGUGUUCACGUUCCCUUGCUGUGUCCGCUGUUUAAUAUUCAAAGUGGGGGUCCUGGGGCCUUGGAACUGCGACCCCGUGUACUACAGGGCUCUGCCCGCCGCGGCCGCCAGGCUCGCCGUAAACAGGAUCAACGGAGACCCCGAUCUGGAUCUGGGCCUGACGAUGGACUUCAUCAUCCUGCAGGAGCCUUGCGAAACCUCCAAGGCGCUCACGGCGUUCAUUUACUACGAGAAGAUGGCGGAUGCGUUCGUGGGCCCCAACAACCCGGGAUACUGCGUUGCGGCCUCGCUGCUGGCCAAGAACUGGGAGAAGGCCAUCUUCUCCCACGGCUGCGUCAACUACGAGCUGGACCGGGUCAUCGGGUACCCGACUUUCGCCAGGACCGUGCCUAUUCCCACCGAGGUGUUGUUCACCGUCUUGAGACACUUCCGGUGGGCCAGCGUCGCGGUGGUCUCGUCCAAUGAGGACAUCUGGAGGGACACUGCCGGGAGAGUGGCCCUCGCGCUCAGGGACAGGGGGCUUCCGGUCGGCCUGGUGACGGCUGUCGGUCUGGAUGAGACGGAAGUGGAGCGCACGCUGCAGAGGAUCCAGGCUGCGGGAGAGGUCCGGGUCAUCAUCAUGUGCAUGCACUCCAUCCUGUUUGGAGGGGAGCAGCAGGGCACUUUUCUUCUCAAAGCACAGAAAAUGGGUCUGACAUCUGGGCAGUAUGUGUUUGUUCCCUACGACACCCUCCUCUACAGCGUGCCCUACACCAACGUCUCCUACUUCCCGCUGCAAAACAGCAGCAGGCUGCGGGAGGCCUAUGACGCCGUGCUCACCGUCACCAUGGCCUCUGAGCCUCUGUCCUUCAACGAGGCGUUCGCGUCGGCCCAGAGGAGUGAGGAAAUAACGGUCGCGGUGGAGCCAGAGCAGGUUAACCCACUCUUUGGGACCAUCUAUAACAGCAUCUACCUGCUGGCCAACUCCAUCCACAAUACCAGGAGAGGAGGCAUGCGGCUGUCCGGCUCUAACCUGGCGUACUUCACAAAGAACAUCACGUUCACCGGCUUCAACCAGAAGGUCAAGGUGGACACCGGCGGGGACGUUAAGACCAGCUACGUCAUCCUGGACUCGGACAACAGCGGGAGCAAACUGUACCAGACCUACCUGGUGGACCUAAUGUCCGGGAAGCUUAGUUUUGCCGGGAGGUCAAUUCAAUUUCCUGGAGGAUAUCCUCCGCCGUCCGACUCCAGUUGCUGGUUUGACAAGGAUGCCGUGUGCACGGGAGGUGUGGAGGUUACCUACAUCAUAGUGGUGUUCGCCGUCAUCUUCACUCUGGCGAUAGUCGGGCUCGUUAUAAGUCUUUAUAUCAGGAGGAGACUCCAACAAAUCCAGCUGGUCAAAGGUCCUAAUCGGAUCCUCCUGACCUUAGAGGAUCUCACUUUUAUCAAUCCUCAGCUUAGCAAAAAGAAAAUCACUUUAGAGGAUCUGAACGGGUCGAAGAGCACUCUGGGGGAGAAGUCUGCAGAGCGCUCGCGCUCCGUGAACAGCAUGCAGACCACAACUCAAGAGACCACCAAUGUAGCUGUGUACGAGGGCGACUGGGUGUGGCUGAAGAAAUUUGAAGAGGGGCAGUUCAAAGAAGUGAAGCAAAGCACCACCAAAAUGUUCACAAAGAUGAGAGACCUGAGAAACGAGAACGUGAAUCCGUUCCUCGGCUUCUUCGUGGACUGCUCCAUGUUUGCAGUGGUGACGGAGCACUGCUCACGGGGCAGCCUGCAGGACCUGCUGAGGAACGAGGACGUCAAAUUGGACUGGAUGUUCAAGUCCUCGCUUUUGCUCGACCUCAUCAAGGGUGUAAAAUACCUUCACCACAGAGACUUCGCCCACGGCAGACUAAAAUCUCGUAACUGUGUGGUCGACGGGCGUUUUGUCCUCAAGAUUACCGACUAUGGCUUCAACGAGCUGCUGGAGUCUCAGAAAGCUGCUAUCAAAGAACCUCCAGCUGAAGAAUUAUUUUGGACAGCUCCAGAGUUCUUAAGAGACCUAGCGAACUCACGCAAAGGCACCUCCAAGGGAGACGUGUACAGCUUUGCUAUCAUCCUUCAAGAGGUGGUGGUCAGAGGGUCGCCAUAUUGCAUGCUGGGUCUACUGCCCGAGGAAAUCAUCCGGAAGGUGAAGAAGCCUCCUCCGAUGUGCCGCCCCACCGUGGCUCCGGAUCAGGCUCCGAUGGAGUGUAUCCAGCUGAUGAAGCAGUGCUGGAGCGAAAUGCCUGAGCGCAGACCGACGUUUGAUGAGAUCUUUGACAGGUUCAAGCUAAUCAACAAGGGUAAGAAGACGAACAUCAUUGACUCCAUGCUGAGGAUGCUGGAGCAGUACAGCUCCAACCUGGAGGACCUCAUAAGAGAGAGAACAGAGGAGCUGGAGGUGGAAAAACAGAGGACAGAAAAACUGCUGUCAGAGAUGCUACCGCCUUCUGUGGCCGAGGCCCUGAAAACCGGUGCCACCGUGGAGCCAGAGUACUUCGACCAGGUGACGAUCUACUUCAGCGACAUCGUAGGUUUCACGACCAUCUCCUCGCUCAGCGAUCCCAUCGAGGUGGUCGACCUCCUCAACGACCUCUACACUCUGUUUGACGCCGUGCUCAGCAACCACGACGUCUACAAGGUGGAGACCAUUGGCGAUGCAUACAUGGUGGCAUCGGGUCUGCCAAAGAAAAACGGCAACAAGCACGCUGCCGAGAUUGCCAACAUGUCUCUGAACAUCCUCAGCUCAGUAGGAACCUUCCAUAUGCGGCACAUGCCAGACGUUCCCGUCAGGAUACGCAUAGGAAUCCAUUCAGGGCCCUGCGUCGCCGGGGUGGUCGGUCUGACGAUGCCCCGGUACUGCCUUUUCGGCGACACCGUCAACACUGCCUCUCGUAUGGAAUCCACAGGGCUGCCUUAUAGGAUCCAUGUAAAUAUGAGCACUGUGAAGAUCCUCCAUUCUCUCAAUGAGGGCUACAAAAUAGAUGUCAGAGGCAAGACAGAGCUGAAGGGUAAAGGUAUUGAAGAGACAUACUGGCUUGUAGGGAAAACAAACUUUGCAAAGCCUUUGCCAAAGCCGCCGGAGAUCAAACCAGGUGACAACUGGCAGGAGAUGGUAACAGAGGAGAUCAAGACCCUUUUUCGCAAGGCCAACCGGCAGGUGGACAAAAAGAUCUGAACGGGAGGACGAGAAGACGAGAUGCGAAAGAAGCAACACCGGAGGAGAGGAAGAGGGGAGGACGCGUCCAGAGGAAGAGGCAAACAAAGAGCUGGGUGCAGGCAUGGGACAGAGAGCACCGCCCAUACUCUCUGCGGCUUAAUGUAGACUUGUUUAAGAGGAUUGUCCAUCGACGGGCUAAUCUGCCUGCGGCCAGCGCAGCAGAACGCGGCGGUGCAAAUGUGAUGAGAGUUGUCGCAUUACCUGCCCACGUAGCCGCUGGCAGCAGCGCGGGGAAGGUGCACCGCUCCUCGACGAAGGGAUGCACUCAUUCCACUCCUGUGCGCACUCACCGGCCACUGAGUGGUCACCUAUUUCAGGGCAACCAGAGGUUCACCCACCGGAAGAUCGAACGCCCUCAAAAACGCCUAUUUCAAAAUGAAAUGUUACACUUUCUGGAAAAAAAAUUUGUUUUUAGUUUGCUCAUGAUUGAGUCGUGGAGGCCGAGGAUUUUACUUAGUUAUGGCUGAAUAUUAAUUGUUAUUAAUCCCCUUCGAAGUCGGGGGGGGGGGGGGGGGGCAAAGGCUGCUAUUAUAUAAAAUAACAAAAGAAAGAAAUAUUAUAAUAAUUAAAUCAUAUUCAUUAAUAUUAGUGUUUUUGUUUUGUUUUUUGGUGCUGUCACCUUUUUAUUUACACUAAUGAAAGGGGUCAUGACAAUGCAACAAAAGUAAUCAAGAUUAUGAUAUAUUCUUCUUUCUGUUAUAGUCAAUACAGUUUUACGGGCCUUUAGGGAAACGCGCUGCUGUUUCCAAGGUGCUCAGUGAUGCACAUGAUUUGUUAGGCAAUCUUUUCAACAUUUAAAGAAUUCUUUUCCACUAUAACAAGUUUAUAAACUCUUUAGCGCGUCAAUGUGAGAGCACGAGCUCGAUGCUGAUGCUCACGCAGAUAUUUGAUGUAUUACAUCAACCAAAAUGCACUCUAAAUGAAAUAUCCCUCUGUAAUAUCAGAUUAACUUUUGUACACAAAUCCAAAAAGUUGGAAAUGCAUAAUGUGUUUGAGAGCUGAGCGCCUGCUAAAAAGAAUAAGUUAGUUUUCAAAUUAAGAUAAGCAUCUGAGUAAAAAUACUCACAAACCCAAAAUGUGUCAGUUAUUUAACCAACCUUUUUUUCUUUUCUUUCUAUAACAUUUGAACAUAUUCCCCUUCAUCUCAUCAUCUGAAUGUUGACUAUAGGAGCGACUUAAUUCAUGCUUGGUGUGCAGAACAACAGCAGCGAGUCAGAAACAUGUAUAUUGUGGAAUUGAUAUGUUGGUAUUUGUCUUGUACUGUAUUACUGCACUGCAAAGUAUAAAGUGUAUGUAAAAAAUACGUCAAUAAGUAAUACAACAUUAAUUUGUAACCUCUUCA